AUGGCGACCCCAAAAUACCGCUUGCCGUCGCCGGAAACGAGAACGGUCAUUGAUCCAAAAGCGUCUACUGGAAAUGUUGCUUAUUGGAUGGAGGCUAAGGUGCAGGAGAUUAGGCCGAAAGCUCAUCAGGAUGGAACGUUCAGCACAUCACCUCAUGGAGGGCAAUACAGCUCAAUAAGGCCCGCUGAACGCCACUCACUCGAUCCACAAUCUUCAAAAACAUACCGUUUCCCUGGGCAAAGUAUUACGCCGACGAACGCUCGGCCUCGGAGCAGGACAACUCACAGAGGACAUCGACCAUUGAGUCUCAUUGUACCCUCGUCCACGAACCGAUCACCUAUAAUACCAGACUACGAGCGAUUCCAGACGUCAAGACACCCGGGCUAUUACUUCAAUGAUGAUUCGGACCGAUACCUCUCCCCGGCGUCGUCCCGCUCCAGACGACGAACAUUUAGCCCUAGCACAAGAGGUGGCCAAUUAACCCCAACAAGUAAAGGGAGCUCACCUCGUACUGAUCAUGCAUACCUGGUCCCUGCGGGCCGUUCUCGGAAAGUGUAUACAAUUGACCCCAAAAUGCAAGAUAUGGACCUCAACGACGCAUACUCAUACACCAACAUGAGAGAGGAGUUUCUCGGGGAAUCUGCAAGACGUCAGCACCGUCACGAUAACCGUGGCAGAAGACCUCGGCCUGUUAGCUUAACUGGGUUGGAAGAUUACCCACCUGAGGCUUGGAAAGACUCCCGAUACCAUGUGCCCCCAUCGGGUUCGAAGGAGCCCGAUAAACAACAGAGGGAAACUGAUCAUAGGGACCAUGUCCGGAGCGAGGCACCUCGUGUAACCGAAAUUACUCCGCAUCAUACAUCUCGACGAAUUCCUGUAUCUCUUCACCAGGAAAAAGACAAACGCUAUCGGGAUGACCACAAUAAUUCACGAGAUGGACGAGGAUAUCGGAUUCAUCGGGAAAACAAUGAUGUCGUUGUGGUUGACGAUCCCCCUUACUCAACUUCGUGGGAUUCUAGGCAUAAUACCUCGGCGCCCCGGCCAUUGAACGACUCGAAAGGCGGUCGCGACGAUCCAGAAUCCGCUCCUGUGAUGCAUGGCGGGCUUGCUACCCAUGGUUAUUCUAAGGAGCGACGCGAUAGGCAUUCCGAUCGAGAUAAUCGACCAUACCGAGAGCACCGAAAAAGCCGGGAGUCAAGGCGAGUAAGGGAUGAUACAGGUAGCGAAACUGAUCAGUCAGAGUCUGACGCAAGCUUAAGACGGCAUCUUCGCCGGAGUUUACGAGUCUCAAAUGAAGAUUCGCUUGACGAGUGGACUACAGCUCGCCAAAAAACCAGAAAGGAUGAUUCCGAAAAUCUACAGACAAGGUCGCCCAACCCGCCACAAAAGCCUUCUCCAGAAAUGAGACAACGGAAAGACUCAGAACCCCCAGCGCCAAAAGGGAUUCUCAAGACCCCGACGGCAAAGUUCCCCGAGGACCCCAACGCAAUCCGUGAAGGUGUCGCUCCAUUAAAGGACGCAACUAGGAAAGGCAUUCCUCCAGGGGCGCGGUGGACUAAAAUACACCGUGGAAUGGUCAACCCUGCUGCCUUGGAGGGCUACGAGCGAUUCGAAGUGCGACCCGACUAUGUCAUAGUUCUGAGAGUUUUAACAAAGGAGGAAAUUCAAGCAUACGCGAAUAGAACCGCGAAGAUUCGCUCCAAAGCCGGCUACCAUCGGAGCCGUAGAGAUAGGGAUAGGGAUAGGGGUGAUGACGAAGACGACGACGAUGACCGGCGGUAUGGGCGCAGCAGGCACAGCACGGACAGCGAUGAUGAGGAUGAGGAGAGUGAUCACAAGUCGCCUCGGUCACCCGAAGCCGCUCGUGGCUCGCGAUCACGCUCAUCCGAUUCGCGUUCAUAA
Molecule: messenger RNA, 1902 nt
Organism: Uncinocarpus reesii 1704
Lineage: Eukaryota; Fungi; Ascomycota; Eurotiomycetes; Onygenales; Onygenaceae
Exons: 2
Coding region: 1-1902 (633 amino acids)
Source: RefSeq, a predicted model, not a curated record